Messenger RNA from Tachysurus fulvidraco (yellow catfish), 1916 nucleotides. RefSeq names its product alanine--glyoxylate and serine--pyruvate aminotransferase b (gene agxtb). The record is from RefSeq and is a predicted model, not a curated record. The transcript has 11 exons. Bases 14 to 1306 code for a protein of 430 amino acids. Gene Ontology annotation, cellular component: peroxisome. Gene Ontology annotation, molecular function: L-serine:pyruvate transaminase activity; L-alanine:glyoxylate transaminase activity. NCBI's taxonomy places the organism in Eukaryota, Metazoa, Chordata, Actinopteri, Siluriformes, Bagridae.
UCAAAUCAGCUCCAUGUUCCUGAUGAGCUCACUCCGCAGGGGUGUGCGUGUCCUCGCCCAGCACCAUGUGGCAGCUCUGGAGUGCUGCUCGGUGCCUUUUGUGCGUGCAUCCUCAUCAUCAUCCUCAUCCUCAUCCUCACUCCACGUGCCUCCUCCCGCCUGCAUGCUGCGUCCGCUCGAGGUGCCGUUCCGCUACCUGUUCGGACCCGGACCGUCCAACGUGUCGCCCCGCGUGCUGUCGGCCGGAGGGAGACCCAUCAUCGGUCACAUGCACCCGGAAAUGUACGAGAUUAUGAACGACAUCAAGGAUGGGAUCCGCUACGCAUUUCAGACCACCAACCUCAUGACGCUGGCGAUGAGCGGCUCGGGUCACACGGCCAUGGAGUGCGCCGUGUUUAACGUGGUAGAACCGGGAGAGAGCGUGCUGGUGUCUGUUAACGGCGUGUGGGGAGAACGAGUGGCUGAAAUCGCACAGAGAAUGGGUGCUAAAGUUCACACUCUGGUUAAAGCCCCUGGAGGUUAUUUUACCAAUGAAGAAAUCGAGAAGGAGAUUUCCAAACACAAACCCGUGCUGUUCUUCCUCACACACGGAGAAUCCUCGGCUGGUCUCGUUCACCCUGUAGACGGCAUCGGAGACAUCUGCCACAAGUACAACUGCUUGCUCUUGGUGGAUUCAGUGGCAUCUCUGGGAGCUUCACCUCUUUUCAUGGAUAAACAGAAGAUCGAUAUUCUGUACACGGGCUCACAGAAAGCCUUAAAUGCUCCUCCAGGAACAGCCCCCAUUUCAUUCAACGAAAGAGCAUGUCAGAAGAUGUUCAACAGGAAGACGAAGCCCGUGUCCUACCUGCUGGACAUGACUCACCUGUCCAACUACUGGGGUAACGACGGGAAACCUGCCCGCACGUAUCAUCACACCGGCCCCGUGUCCGGAUUCUUCACCCUAAGAGAGAGUCUCGCCAUCCUCACAGAGAAGGGCCUGGAGAACUCAUGGAGGCAGCACAGAGAGGUUGCAGAGUAUCUGUGGAAAGGGUUAGAAGAUCUCGGCCUUAAGCUCUUCAUCAAGGACAAGGAUUUGAGACUGCCGUCAGUCACCACCAUCGCCAUCCCUGAAGGAUACGACUGGAAGGAGCUUCUAAUGUACAUGCUGAAACACCACCAGAUGGAGAUGACAGGAGGCCUGGGGCCAUCCAUUGGAUUGGUGAUGCGAGUGGGGCUGAUGGGCUACAACUGCAGCACCACUAACGCUGAUAAAGCUCUGGCAGCUCUGUCCGACACCCUGAAACACUGCAAAAAACACAAGGCCUAAAGACAGAAACAGCAUCAGACACUUCGCUGGGCUACAGAGUGAUUGUAUAGACAAUAACCACGCCACAGAAGACUUUAGAUCUAAAGUGUCCCGGUGUGAUUGAGUUCUCUAGCAGGGACAGUGUGUAAACGUUCUCAGAUACCUGUUACAAUGAUGUGGAAAUGUACAGUAAACUAAAAACAUUCUUCUCUUUUAUUAUUCUGUUGCUAAUUUUUUUUUAUUAUUCAAAAUGACCAAUACAAGCACUCGAAUCUACACUCGGCACCCAUCCUGGGCGUGUCUGGUGGGCGGGGCUAUAAUCUUAAGUUUGUAUUCACUUAGAAGUACGAUGAUCCGUUUGCUGUUUGUUUUUCAUAACUAUCUCUGACACCGGUGAAGAAGAACAUCUGCAAAUGCUGAGUGUUUUAUUACUGUGUUCUUACUGCAAGCUUUCGCAACGCAAACUAACCGAUUUAUGCCUCUAGUCCUCGAGCCGAGCGCUAGAGGAGACAAACGCCGUCUUUUUUGUCCGCUAUUCGUAGCAGGCUUAUUCUCGGUGUUAUAACAGAUAUAAGAUGUUUCAAAAAGCCAAAAUACUGAAGCAUAAAAUAAAAUUUGUAUGAUUAAGCUA